CGGAGUUAGACUUGACACGGGCGUCUCAGACACAGGCUACUACUACUACUACUACUACUACAACUGGCUACUACUACUCCUCUCUGAGACGUCUUCUCACAAUCUAUCGGGACGAAUGAAGACUGAAGGAUCUAUACGGAUUUCGGCGCAUAAUGUUGGGAUGGAGUUUCGAGACUUGUUUGGCUCCAAGGAAGAUUAGAAAGCGUUCCUCUAACUUGUCGCCGGCGGUGCUGGAUGCGCUCCUCUUCUAUGUUGGAUUAUUGUCGCUUUUUCUGAACUCGCACCGAUUCUCUGUCGCUUCGCUCUGCGCCCCGUUUAAUUCACCCUCUUUGGACUAUGGCCUCGGAUCGCGGGGUCCCAGGGGCCGGCGUCUAUGGAGAUUUACCCCCGAGUUAUACGCGCUCCCAGCCGCCUACAAACCCAGACGUACUCCGGAGACCCAGCUACUGCCACGCUGCUUUUGCACUUAAACAGAUCUCAAAGGGGAAGGCGGUAGGUCAGAAAGCUCCUCUCUGGAUCCGGGCGAGGUUCCAGGCCCUCCUGUUCUCUCUGGGCUGCCACAUCCAGAGGCACUGUGGGAAGGUCCUCUUUAUUGGACUCUUAGUAUUCGGAGCUCUGUCUGUGGGGCUUCGAGUCGCAGCUAUCGAAACGGACAUCGAACAGCUAUGGGUCGAAGCUGGUAGUCGGGUCAGCACGGAGCUUCGCUACACCAAGGAGAAGCAGGGAGAGGAGUCAGUAUUUACCUCACAGAUGCUUAUCCAGACCCCCAAAGAAGAGGGCACCAAUAUUCUUACCCAGGAGGCUUUGCUGGUUCACAUGGAGGCCGCCCUCUCCGCCAGCAAGGUCCAGGUGUCACUGUUUGGAAAGUCAUGGGAUCUUAACAAAAUAUGCUAUAAAUCAGGAGUUCCUAUUAUAGAACAUGUCAUGAUUGAAAGGAUGAUUGACAAGCUAUUCCCCUGUAUGAUAAUCACCCCAUUGGACUGUUUUUGGGAAGGGGCCAAACUACAGGGAGGCUCUGCCUAUUUACCCAUGCAGCCGUAUGCUCAGGCGUUACCUAUGCAGUCCAAGGCUACGGUGCUGUGUAUCCGAGGAGAGACCGCGAGAAAGCGGCCUGAUAUUGGACGAAAGGUUGUGGAGCCUCCCGUGUGA
Notothenia coriiceps (black rockcod) is the source of this 1149-nucleotide messenger RNA. Its product is annotated as protein patched homolog 1-like. Bases 337 to 1149 code for a protein of 270 amino acids. Gene Ontology annotation, biological process: negative regulation of smoothened signaling pathway. The transcript is spliced from 6 exons. The record is from RefSeq and is a predicted model, not a curated record. Gene Ontology annotation, cellular component: plasma membrane. Gene Ontology annotation, molecular function: hedgehog receptor activity; hedgehog family protein binding; smoothened binding. NCBI's taxonomy places the organism in Eukaryota, Metazoa, Chordata, Actinopteri, Perciformes, Nototheniidae.